Messenger RNA from Chondrus crispus (carragheen), 450 nucleotides. RefSeq lists its product as hypothetical. Lineage: Eukaryota; Rhodophyta; Florideophyceae; Gigartinales; Gigartinaceae. The transcript has a single exon. The record is from RefSeq and is a predicted model, not a curated record. The coding region runs from base 1 to 450 and encodes 149 amino acids. Gene Ontology annotation, molecular function: nucleic acid binding.
AUGAUUUUGGGAGCAUUUUCAUCAAAAGGGAUGUCCUCGUUGGCAUUUUUAAACGGUAUGCAGGAUUCUGCUGCUUACUGUACUACUCUCGACAACUAUUUGCUACCAUUUGCGUACUGUUAUCAUGAUGACUCACUCGUUUUUAUGCAAGAUGGGGCAUCUAUUCAUAGAUCCAAUUUAACGCACUCGUGGUUAAAUCAAUUGGAAAUUAAUUUGCUACCGUGGCCCUCUCGCUCUCCGGAUCUGAAUCCGAUUGAGAACGUUUGGGGCCACUUGGCACGUGCAGUGUACGCCAACGGGAGGCAGUUCACCUCACGUGACGCCCUGGUUGAUGCCAUACAGCAGUGCUGGAAUGGAAUCGCAUUGCACUACUGUAAUAGCCUAAUUUCGUUAAUGCCGAGUAGGUGUUUGAAGGCUAUUGUGCGUAGUGGCGAUUUGACAGGUUAUUAA